AUAAGAUGGCGUCUGUUCCAGGUGCGUCUGGAGCAGGGAAUCUUGGCUGAGCCGGGUUCCGUUCUACUCUACAAGCUGUCCAACCUGCUCAAGUUCUACCACCACACCAUCAGUUGUAUUGUGGGCACCAGUGUAGCCUCUCUGCUGAUGACCAUAGAAGAGAUGCACAUCCUAAGCAAGAAGAUGUUUUUCAACAGUCUCAGUCUCCACGCUAGCAGGCUCAUGGACAAGGUGGAGCUUCCCCCUCCAGACCUGGGUCCCACCUCCUCUCUGACCCAGACCCUGGCUCUCCUGAGGGAGGUGUUGGCCUCUCAUGACUCCUCUGUAGUUCCUCUGGACGCUCGCCAGGCUGACUUCGCUCAGGUGUUGUCUUGUAUCCUGGACCCCCUGCUCCAGCUGUGUACAGUGUCAGCCAGUAACCUCGGUACAGCAGACAUGGCAACGUACAUGGUGAACUCUCUGUAUGUGAUGAAGACCACCCUGGCUCUGUUUGAGUUCACAGACAAGAGGCUGGAGAUGCUGGAAUUCCAGAUUGAAGCUCACCUGGACACUCUGAUCAACGAACAGGCUUCGUUCGUUCUGACCCGUGCUGGACUGAGCUAC
Messenger RNA from Salmo salar (Atlantic salmon), 603 nucleotides. NCBI's taxonomy places the organism in Eukaryota, Metazoa, Chordata, Actinopteri, Salmoniformes, Salmonidae. The record is from RefSeq and is a predicted model, not a curated record.